AUGGAGGCAUACCUCAAGGAGGUACGCAAAAUUGAGAAACGAUUAUUGGGCUUGGAAUUGCAUCAUGUGCCGCGUGGCAUGAACAAAGAGGCAAACAACAUCGCCAAGAGGGCAUCCCGGAGUCUACCUCAGGAGCCUGGUGUCUUUGAGGAGCGGCUUUUCAAGCCGUCGGCAGCUCCUCCCGCCGUGGGACCAACAUCGCUUCAAGAGGAGCUUCCCCCGGCACCCCUCUCAGGCGCCCUAGCUUGUGGCCAGACCUCGGGAGACUGCCUGCUCCUUGCGCUCGAGCCUCAGGAGGGGUGCUGGACCGAGGAGUUCAAGGCGUACCUACUCCAAGGCACCUUGUCGGAGAAGGAGGAAGACGCAAAGCGUGUGGCCCGCCAGGCCACUGCAUACUGCAUCCAGGACGGUGAGCUCUACCGAAAGCGGCCAAACAAUGUUUCUCUAUGA
Molecule: messenger RNA, 450 nt
Organism: Aegilops tauschii subsp. strangulata
Lineage: Eukaryota; Viridiplantae; Streptophyta; Magnoliopsida; Poales; Poaceae
Source: RefSeq, a predicted model, not a curated record